Molecule: messenger RNA, 1294 nt
Organism: Hydra vulgaris (swiftwater hydra)
Lineage: Eukaryota; Metazoa; Cnidaria; Hydrozoa; Anthoathecata; Hydridae
Source: RefSeq, a predicted model, not a curated record
GCAAUAAAAAAAAUAAUAAACCUUGCUUAAUAACAACAGCGGUAGUGAUUCUAAAAAAAAUGAAUUCAACAUUCCCUAUUUUAUUUAAUUCAAAGUUAAUUUUUGAAGAUAAAAAUGUUAUUCAAUUGCGAGCAUCAAUUAAAUCAGAAGAUGAAGCGAACCAAUGGGUAGAAGAAUAUGGACAUAAAACGCACACUAGAUGGCUAAAGUCAUACAAGCUGAAUGAACCUACAAGGCUUGUGGCACAUAGAAAAUAUCAAUGUCAACAUUCAAAACUAAAUAAAGAAAUUAAAUCAAGGAAAAACACAUACUGUGUAGCUGAAAUUGAUAUCAAAAUCAAAAAAGUAAAUGCAAAUACUAAGAAAAAUGAUCAAUAUCUAAAAGAAGAACCUCCCCUUAGUGGAGUUAUAGUAGUUCAUAAAAACCAUAACCAUAACAUUGAAUGUGCAGAUUCGAUGAAAUACUUACCAGUGUCAUCAGUUACAAAAAAACUUUUUUAUAACUAUUUUAACAGUGGAUUAAGUCCAGCUCAAGCAAAACGUAUACACACAGAUAACUUUAUUUAUCAUGAAAAUGGCUCCUUUCUUUUGGCAGAUGCCUCACUUAAUCCUUCAUCACGUACAAUUUAUUAUUUAUACAAUUUAUGGCAAGAAAAACAUUUUGCUCUUAAAAAUCCUUUAGAGAUGUUAAAGAAUAAAAGAAAUGUAUACUUAGAAUCAGGAGCGUUGGUGACAGUUAUUGAAGAAGAUCUGAAAUGGUCUGUACUAGUGGUCACUGAAGUGAUGCAAAGGAAUCAACUAAGAAAAUCUUCUUCCGAAAUUGUGUUUGUAGAUACUACCUCAUCUUGUGAUAUCUCACAAACAAAUGUUACAAUUGUGUCUACAUCAAGUUCCGCAGGAUGUAUCCCUAUUACUAUUCUAUUUCAUGCUAAUAAAACUGAAGAGAAUUAUGAGCAAGCAUUCAAACUUCUUAAAUUAGAAUGCCCAAGAUGUUUUGGAGGAUCUGAGGUAAUUUAAAGUUUUAUAAGUAUAUUCUAUGUAUGCAUAUGUAUAAUAUAAUAAUAUAAUAUAAUAGCCUAACUUUAUCUUUUUUUCUUUUAUCUCUAUACAUGAAAUGGUUAACAUAUAUACCUUCUUUUAUAUAUACAAUUUGAUAUCUUUGUAUUACAAAGUCAGGAAUUACCUUUUUCGGGUUAUUUCUAAAAUUCCGGAUAUUUUUCUCAAGUUUUAGUUUUUUUGGAUUUCCAAAAUGUUUUAAUUUAAAGUAUAAAUUUUUGUAAUAUAUUUGUUUAUUA